Messenger RNA from Bathycoccus prasinos, 1614 nucleotides. RefSeq lists its product with no specific name. NCBI's taxonomy places the organism in Eukaryota, Viridiplantae, Chlorophyta, Mamiellophyceae, Mamiellales, Bathycoccaceae. The record is from RefSeq and is a predicted model, not a curated record. Bases 1 to 1614 code for a protein of 537 amino acids. The transcript has a single exon.
AUGACAACGCGGUAUAGAAAUGAAAUAGGCUCGAAUCGAGAGCGAGAAAGCUUGUUGGCAUCGUCGUCUUCGUCGUCGAAGAGAAGUAGGAGUAGAAAUGAUGGUCUGAAUAAAGCCGAGGAUUUAGAGGAAAAGGACGGGAUAACUGCGAAAGUGUUUUGCAACACCAUGUUUAUGAUUACGGUUGGUGGGUGCGCCUUAGUCGCUAUGGGAUCGUUUUUGAAGAGCAGCUUCGAUUCAGUGAGAGAAGACAGCCGUUCUUCGUUUGAUUUUGAUUGGCAAGCGCCGUCGUCUAUAUCGUACGAGGACGUGUUGGAAGCGAGGGACUUGACGCAACCGGAGCAAAUGAGAAUGCCGAUGCACGUGUUUGAAUGGGGAGGGUCGAAAGAAAAUGGCCAAUCUUGGACGAUUACACCAUCUGGGGCACAAAGUCUCGAUGACCGUUCAACAGGGGCAGAUAUGUUUAUAAAAGCGGUCAUGAAAGCAGAGUUUUCGGACGUGGACAAACCUAUCCACUUCGGGUGGGCGACACAGGAUUACCCUCGAAACGCAUGCGUCGAUAGCGCGAGCGGAUGUGGACAGAGUAAAGCGCCGAUAUUUUCGUUUGGCACCGUGCCAAAAGAUUCUUCGAAGAUUUCCGGAUUGAUCCAGGCGCCAACUUUGCCAUUUACACCGUGCAUAGCUCACGCAUUUGCGCCGGAGCAGUAUGGUCAGUGCGAGUGGUUCAGUAGUCCAGGACAGUGUAAGGAAGAUAAAAUGUUUACAGAAAGUACGGCUUCGUUUGAUAGUUUGAUACCGAAGAUGUUUUGGCGAGGGAGCGACUGGCCGUUUUUGGAGAUGUACCCGUCUGUAGGAACGACGAGCGGAACGAAGUUUUUAGACAAUCACAAUCUCUGCGGUGCGAUCGCUGGAGACAUCGUAAACGCCAUUCUUAAUUCUGGGAGUAACAGCGGGAAAGCGUUUAACGAUCGCCUACCACCACGCUUACGCGCGGUUGUUCACGCGGCGGUGAACCAAGACGAUUACGACAUUAAAUUCACAGAUUCCAACCCAAACGCGCCGCCGACGUUGUGUAUUGAAAAUACGCUCCCCACAUUUUCUAAGGAAACGAAAACGGCAUGCGAUUACGCGCAGUACAAGUACUUGCUGGAUCUCGGCGGUGGCGGUGGGACCUCGUGGAAGACAACGUUUUGGGCCAUGGGCAUGCCUGGGGUUCUCUUUCAUCACGAAACUCCAAUGAAAGAUUCGUUUUAUGGCAAAAUCGAGGCGUGGAAACAUUACAUUCCGGUGAGCACAGACUUGUCGGAUUUAGACAAGCAAUUGAAUUGGGCGAAAUCAAACCCAGGAGAAUGCGAAAAAAUUUCUAAACGCGCGUCUGCAUUCGUAAAGUACAUGAUGUCCGCGGAAGGUUUGAAAGAACACGCCAGAGAGACAUUCAUCGAACCGAUGAGUAAAUUUAUCCAAGCGUACAACGACCCCGUCGACGGGACCGAAGAUACGAGAGAACUCACGAUUCAUAGCUCCAACGGUGCAUUGGUCGCUUGGGUAUACAACCCAGAUUCGGUGCCAUACUUAGCUAAGCGCGAGAUGUUCUUUGACGACGAAACGUUUUAA